CAAUAUCAGUUGUUUAUGAAUGAUGAAAGAGUUGAUAGUUUUAUUUGUUUUCGUAAUUUUCUUCAACGGUUUCGGAUGUCAAGUUUAUUACCAACCGGUUCAAGUUCUUAUACCGACCGUGAAUGGAUCCGUAGUUGGGAAUAGUUCCGUUUAUAAUAUCACACCGGCUUUCAAACCGCCGCCCCAAAAUGUCUAUUACUCGACCUACAACAACAAACAAACAAAUUAUUCAAACAACAACGGCAGUCAGGACGGCCACUUAUUUUUAGGAUCCAUCCAAGCUUUCGAUCGAUUGUUGUACCACCAGGAAUUUACAAAAACGGGACGAUUCUGGAGCGGCAGAGAAAAAAUAAUCGAAUACCCCAAGGAUUUACCAGCUGGUUAUUCGAGACACGAAACCAUCAGCGCCAUAAGAGUCUACAACCAAUUUUUAGACGGACACGGGGCGAAGGCCGAACUUUUGGACGGGGGUAUAGGAAGGCAAUUGGUAAAAAUAAAAUUAACUUCACCAUGGGGCAUGGGAUUUAGAUAUAGAGUACAAAUUUACGGUCGAUAAAAACCUGUACAAAAAAAAAUAAUUAUUCACGCAGUUAUUUAUUGUUUUAUGUUGAUUAAAAUGUAUAUUUAAACGU
Molecule: messenger RNA, 632 nt
Organism: Diorhabda sublineata
Lineage: Eukaryota; Metazoa; Arthropoda; Insecta; Coleoptera; Chrysomelidae
Exons: 3
Coding region: 20-556 (178 amino acids)
Source: RefSeq, a predicted model, not a curated record